CAGGCUCUGCUAUAUAUAUAUAUAUAUAUGUAAGAAAGACAGGCUGAUCAGCUCAAUCAGAACAUUAAUCAUCGCCUAGAAAAAAAUAUGGAAGGAAUUUGUAUUUCUCGUGUACAUGAAGAAUACACUGAAAAAUCCACCACAGAGAAGAAGCUUAAGCUCUUCGGUAUUGAGCUCGAUUCUUCGUCUCAUGAGGCGCAUAAAGGGUUGCCGGAAGUAGGUGAAGAAAGCAUCAACUCGUCGGCUUCUGGCUCCGGUAAGAGCUCGGGCGACGGUGAUCAUCGGAUGGCCGAAGAGAAGAAGUUUGAGUGCGGGUACUGUUUCAAAGUGUUUGCUAACUCACAGGCAUUGGGGGGUCACCAGAACGCCCACAAGAAAGAGAGGAUGAGGAAAAAGAGGCUUCAGCUUCAAGCAAGAAAGGCCAGCAUCAAUUAUUACAUUCAGCCCUAUUACAAUAGUCAUAAGAAUAUUAACGUUAACACUUGUUCUGAUUACUAUGGUUCUAAUGUUAAUCCUGCAUGGAUCUAUGAUCCAUCACCUAAUCAGAUCAUCAGUUUUGGUCCUUAUGGUCCAGAUCCCGACAUGAAUGGUUCUAAUGUCUUGAGAUGGGACGUCGAUGAGCUACCUGCAGAUCGCGUCCCGUUUCGACACGAUGCACACAGGUUUAGUCUAACGGAGGUGGAUAGAUCAUCGAGAGAGAAGUCCAGGCCUCUCAUGACCUGCAAGUCUUCGUCUUUGCCUAAUUCAAAGAAGAGUUGUAAUAGAAAAAGUUUGGAUCUUCAGUUAGGUUUAGGUUUAUUAUAAUAUUCUUGCAUUUGAAAUAUCUCAACUACGUACUGAAGGGAUAUAUGCAUAUAAUUAUAUACUUUGUUAAUUAAUUUUUUACAAAAUCCUCCAUGUUUU
This is a messenger RNA of Sesamum indicum (sesame), 903 nucleotides long. RefSeq lists its product as uncharacterized. Gene Ontology annotation, molecular function: transcription cis-regulatory region binding; DNA-binding transcription factor activity. Gene Ontology annotation, cellular component: nucleus. Gene Ontology annotation, biological process: trichome differentiation; cytokinin-activated signaling pathway; gibberellic acid mediated signaling pathway. The record is from RefSeq and is a predicted model, not a curated record. NCBI's taxonomy places the organism in Eukaryota, Viridiplantae, Streptophyta, Magnoliopsida, Lamiales, Pedaliaceae.